Molecule: messenger RNA, 3388 nt
Organism: Callorhinus ursinus (northern fur seal)
Lineage: Eukaryota; Metazoa; Chordata; Mammalia; Carnivora; Otariidae
Source: RefSeq, a predicted model, not a curated record
GGGCGGGGGCGCGGAGCUGCCCCCAGCGGCCCAUGACUUAAAUCUGUCUCUCUGGGGUCCCCCACUCUUGAGAGGGCAAGGGACACUCCCAUUUCUAACCGAGUCGCCCCGAGAACCCAGGGUCCCGCCUCGGAAACUUGCCCUUCCCGGCGCGCCUCUCCCGCCCCGAUUCCUCAGGUUGCGGCCGGAGUUGCUGCCUCCGGGAACUGGCGGGGCGGACCGCGCCCUCGCGGCGCGGGGGGAGGCAUCUGGUGCUGCGCUCUGGCUCUCGGGGGGCGCUUAAGUUGUCCUCCCCAGGACGGCGAUUGCCGGAGUCACCUCGGCUCCAGAAAUUUGUGAUUGGGAGGAGCAGCUGCUUCUGUUUUAGCGGUUGGGUUUUGGCAGGGUUAGGAGAGUUUAUUCCUUGCUGGGAGGGAUGGGGCGGUUUGCAGAAUUGAGGCCCUCUGCCCUUUUAGCCCCUGGGCCUUUUAAAAAAAAAAAAUCACUAUUUAAAGAGAAGGGAAUUUGGCAAGAUAAAGGUUGCAAGAUAGAGAAUUUGUUAACCGGGGGAAAGGGAGUGUGUACAAAAAACUAACUCCCAAGAAGGAAGCUUGUAGGCUUUUACCUGCUAAGCGGGGGACAAUGGAAAGAAGACAGGGAUUGCAUAUGGAGAAUCCCUGGAAAUAUUUAAAGUAAACCCCAGUGAAUAAAAUAGACGAUGAGUCAUUUGUACAAAGCAGAAUCAUUUUUGUAAUUCUGAAAUCGUUUCCAUUUCAGUUAAAAUGUGGCUGUCAGUUCCUGGGUUUUGUUUUUGCAUAUUUGAAUAUUCAUAAAUUCGAGUGAGCAUUUGCAUCACAUCUUUUUUAGAAAAAUGUAAAUGUUGGAACGACUAAUGCUGUAGUUUUAGAGAUUCUCAGUUACUGAAUUCACUCAGUUCUAAUUAUUCUUGAAUGUAUUCAUAAGGUAAGGAAGACUAAACCCUUUCCUCAUCAAUGUCCUAUUAAAGUAUAAUGGGGAAAUAUAAGUGAAAGUAUUGGUUGUCACUACAUCUAGUCUUAAAGGCACCUAAAAUACAGCACUAAACAUUUAUCAGCAUACAGAUGUUUCUUUGAUUGCCACAACUUUCACAGUCAGCUGUUGCUGUUUUGCAUUAUUUAAAUACUUAAACGCUUUAGGUCUUAAAAAUGAGCCAGUCUGCAAAAGGCAUGCUUUCCUAGAAGUUCGUUAACCCUUGAAAAUAACAGCUUACCACCAACCAUAGGGGUUUUUUGUUUUGGGGUUUUUUUUUUGGUCAGACCUUUUUUUUCUUUUUCUUUUUCAAACAUAAGCAAUGAAUAUUAUUCUGUCUGAAAACAUUCUUUGUGAUGGAUAAAUGAUGUUUUGUGAACUAACUUUAGGUUGGUGGGUGAUGACUCUUAACUGGUACUGCUGUAUCCAUAUAAUGGAUCUGCUUUUUAAUCACUUUAUCUUAAAGUAAAAAGAUAAUUGUCUCUUCUUCUCUUGUUGCAACCAGAAGAGACAAGCUCUGGGUCAGGCACUACAGAUGGAGGAACAAGUGAACUCUGUGGUUUUCCUUUUAGGGGAAUGACUGUAUAUUCUGACAGUCUGAUUGGCCUUCCGUGUCUCGUACUUGCUAACGCACUGGUGCUUUCAAAGACUAAAUUUAAUAGGAUUUUACAUUUGAUUGACAUCAUUGAAACCAACAUACUGAGUUUUCCAAUAUUGAGCAUAGUGACUAUGCUGCCCUGUGCCGCUAUCCCCUUAACCUCCAUCACAGGAAACAUGACAGCUGCCCUCCAGGCAGCUCUGAAAAAUCCCCCUAUCAACACCAAGAGUCAGGCGGUGAAGGAUCGAGCCGGCAGCAUUGUCUUGAAGGUGCUCAUCUCUUUUAAAGCGAAUGAUAUUGAAAAGGCAGUUCAGUCCCUGGACAAGAAUGGUGUGGAUCUUCUCAUGAAGUAUAUUUAUAAAGGCUUCGAGAGCCCCUCCGACAAUAGCAGUGCUGUGUUACUGCAAUGGCAUGAAAAGGCACUUGCUGCUGGAGGAGUCGGGUCCAUUGUUCGGGUCCUGACCGCAAGGAAAACCGUGUAGUCGGCGGGAACUGGACAGCCCAUGGGUGUGGGAGUUGCUGGUACAAAGACCAAAACAACCAAAUGCCACUGCUGCCCUUUGGGUAGCAUCUGUUUCUCUCAGCUUUGCCUUCUUGCUUCCUUUUUCAUAUCUGUAAAGAGCAAAAUCACAUAUCAGUUUUCCUUUCAUGAAAAUUGGGAUAAUAGAGAGGAAAUGUUUAUGAACGGGAGGGUUUCAUGCUCUCAAAAAUGAUUUUGGUGUAUACCUGUCUGUAUAUAGUAUAAUUUGCCUUCAAGUUUAAAUGUGCAAUUUUAACCCCUAUCGGCUGGUUGGGGUUUUGUUUCGUUUUGCUUUUUUUUUUUUGGAAGUGUUUUGUUUUGUUUUGUUUUUGACUAAUAGAAAUUUGAUCAGAACUUGAGGCCAGUUUCCUAACUCAUUCCUAGCCAGGAAAUGAUCUUUAUAAAAAAUAUAUUUGAGAAACUGGCAGCUAUUAACAUUGCAAAACUGGACCAUAAUUCCCUUAUUUAAGCAAAAUGUGUUUCUGGAACAAGUGGUGGGUGAACAGCGCUCCCAAGUUCCAGCUCUGUUUCUGCUUACCUCCAGAUCAUGUGAGCUUAAGUACGCUUUUUCCUCUCUGCAUCCAAUAAUCAUGGCCUCUUGAUUUCUUUGUGGUCUCCAGGGUCCAGAGCAAGGAGUCUUGCUCUACAAAAAUGUAUCUAUGAAAUUCCAGAGCCUGUUUGGCACGAGCAUAAAACUUUGUUCUAAUAAUAUGACCCAAUUUGGGGAAACUACUCCAAAUGAGAGAAGACGGGGAAACAAUGAUGAAGUUCAAACUCUGGGCAGCCUCUGAAUGAAACGCUAUUUUCUUUAGAAAUACAAUAGCUGCCUUAGACAUUAUGAGGUAUAUAACUAGUGUUUAAUAUGCCCUAUAAAUGUCUUCAGCGUUCUUCAGGGUAAUUAGGAUCUUAAAAGAUUUGGUUCAGAUCCAGACACAUACACAUUCUGUAUUUUAGCUCAGUGGUUUUCAAAAAAGGAAAAUGCCACACAGCAAAAAGUGUUUACUUUGGUGGACAGACCAGAUCGGUUGUCAAAAAAUGACCGGUGCUUAUAAAAAGUUAUCAUUCAAUAACUCCAAAACAAACCACCUGAAUGCAUAUGACCAAGAGGGAAAUCAGCCUGUGUUUAGUAUUUACAUUGGACACCAGUUUCGUAAUCACUGUCUUACGUAAAAACUGGUGGAGAAAUUCUAUAACCUCUUUGCUGUUUUUGAUACCUGCGUUUUGUUUUGUUUUGUAAAAAUGAUAAAAGUUCGGAAAAUAAAAUGUCAGUGUUGAAUAAUUUA